This is a messenger RNA of Lucilia cuprina (Australian sheep blowfly), 787 nucleotides long. RefSeq lists its product as uncharacterized. NCBI's taxonomy places the organism in Eukaryota, Metazoa, Arthropoda, Insecta, Diptera, Calliphoridae. The transcript is spliced from 2 exons. Bases 125 to 718 code for a protein of 197 amino acids. The record is from RefSeq and is a predicted model, not a curated record.
CUUAAACAAUAACAAAUAAUUAAAAAAACAUUAAACCAAAUAAGCAAUCUAUCAGUUAUAGACAAUGAAAACAUCAACAACAACAAGUUCAUAGUAUUUGACAAAAGACACAAUUUAUGAAAGAAUGUUUAAAAAUUUGUAUGCAAAUCGCGAAAUCUUGACGACUUUUCUGUUUAUAACCAUAGUUUAUCACAUUAAAGCCGCCACCAAUAGAGAUAAUUUCUGUUAUGCCCCCGAGUUUUUAGACACCUCAUGGUCAGAUCGUAGGCCUGACUUCGUAGUCAAUAUGACUUUUUCCAAACGUGGUACUAUAGCUUCAUUGACUUGGGUCAAUAGAGAUAUACUGGUGCCCAUUGUAAAAUUGAAAAUUUUACAAAAAGAGUUUAAUGAGAAAAUCACCAUUCUCUAUAAUGUCACGGCGCGUUUAUGCGAUUUACAGCAAUAUACCAGUAAGAUUUCUAUGUUUCAUCAGGCUUUACAAACGACUUUUAAACAGGGUAACUACUCCAUGUCAUGUCCCAUGAAAAAGGGUUUUUAUGUUAUGGAUAAUGUACGAGUUGGUUUGCGUAAUCCAUUGUUGAGCUUUUUACAUCGUCCCAAACUGUGUUAUACCAUUGAGGGCGGAUUGUACGAGGAAAUGCCGAAUAAGAGUGUGAUUGCUUUAACAACCUAUAAUAUUACAUUUAAAGUUGCGAGAAAGUCGUGCAAAGGAUCUUAGUUUAAUUAUAUGUAAUACUUGCUAUAUCCAGUGUGCUUCGCCACCAUAUAAACAAUAUAAAUAAUAAAC